Molecule: messenger RNA, 1940 nt
Organism: Austrofundulus limnaeus
Lineage: Eukaryota; Metazoa; Chordata; Actinopteri; Cyprinodontiformes; Rivulidae
Product: inositol-trisphosphate 3-kinase A
Exons: 7
Coding region: 1-1713 (570 amino acids)
Biological process (GO): phosphatidylinositol phosphate biosynthetic process; inositol phosphate biosynthetic process
Cellular component (GO): nucleus; cytoplasm
Molecular function (GO): inositol hexakisphosphate kinase activity
Source: RefSeq, a predicted model, not a curated record
AUGGAACAGAGUCACCACCUCUGCUCCGGGCGGGACACAGACAUGGACUCUGCAGAGGACAACAAGCACCUGGACAGGAUGGAGACGGAGGAGACGCAGCAACAUGUGGCUGACAGAGAGGGGCUGUUCAGCCGCUGCAGGGGGGGCCAAGGGAGAUUCAGGCCCAGGCUCCUGGCGACGAAGAGCUUCCCUCCUUACAGCCAGUGCAUCGGUGGGCUGGGAGAGGACGAGGACUGGGACGAUGCGUCCAACUCGGAAUCAAACGCGAAUGAGAGGGAGGACACCCGGGAGGUCCAGGACAGAAAACCCUCGGAGUGUCCACGAGAAGUUCUCAGGGCCAAAUGGAGGUCCAGGAGGAGGGAGAAGCUGGGGGGCAGCUUUGAGGUGGGCGAAGAGGGGUGGGAGAGGGGGAGGUGGAGCGGGAGGCGGCGGGGGAAGGAGAGCGGGGAGGGGAAGGCUGGGGGGCCGAACAGCGACAGCAAACACUGGAGGGGCCGGAGCUCUGGUUUCGGGAUAGAAAAAGAUGACGAGGAGGAGGAGGAGGAAGGAGGUCGGCAAGUCUCGCCCCCCGCAGGAGCACGGGAGGAGGGCGGCAUCAGCCCAGAGACCUCCKUGGAGAUGACGGAGCCCUCCACUCAGCGGCAUCCAAUCCUCUCCAAGCUGCUCUCCUCCUCCACCUCCUCCUCCUGCUCCUCCAUCAACCUCUCGUCAGGAGAGAGCGAUGAGGUCUUCAGCGAGGCGGAGGACGCGGCGGCGAAGAGGAAGACCUUCAGGAAGUCUCGCUCCUGGAAAACCUUUCUGACCAUGAUGCACUGGUCACUUCGGCGGCAGAGUUCCUGGGUCCAGCUGGCUGGACAUCAAGGUAACUUCCAGGUGAGUAAAGGAGGGGAGGUGCUGAAACUGUACAGCGAACCGGAGGCCAAGUGCCUGGACUGCCUGAUGAGUGACCCCCUGAGGCCGUUCGUCCCGCAGUACCACGGUUUGGUCACCAGAGGGGAGCACUGCUACAUCCGCCUGGAGGACCUGCUGAACGGGCUGAGGAGGCCUGUGAUCAUGGACUGCAAGAUGGGAGUCAGGACAUUUCAAGAGGAGGAACUGGUUAAAGCCCGAACCAAACCCACCCCGAGGAGCGACAUGUACCAGAAGAUGCUGAAAAUAGACCCUGCGGCUCCAUCAGAGGAGGAACACGAACAGAAAGGGGUGACCAAAUGGCGCUACCUUCAGUGGAGAGACACAACCACCUCUACGUCCACGCUGGGCUUCAGGAUAGAGGGCAUCAUGAUGGAGGAUGGCAACGUCCAGCGGGAUUUCAGAAAAAUCAAGACUUUAGCUCAGGUCACAGAGGCGUUGCUGUACUUCACCAGGAGUCAGCUGGACACUCUGAGAGCGUACCGCUCCAGACUCCUGGACCUGAAGGACGCGCUCAGGAACUCCUCGUUCUUCAGAACCCACGAGGUGAUCGGCAGCUCGCUUCUCUUCGUCCACGACCACCACAAGGCCAGCGUGUGGAUGAUCGACUUUGGGAAGACGGCGCCCCUGCCCGACGCCCGGGAGCUCCAGCACGGCAUCCCGUGGACCGAGGGCACCAGGGAGGACGGGUACCUCAUCGGCCUGACCUCCCUCAUCUCCUCACUGGGCGAUGCCAUUGACGUGGCCUGCGGGCAGCAGGAGGUCGUCUGCGAGGAGGAAAACAUGUUGCAUGAAGUUCUCUGAGCGUUGUGUCUGUGACACAGAACUAAACUGAUUGUCAGGAUGAGGCGAGCAAAAGAGACUCUGUUGAGGAUUUAUUUUUCUGUCUGAGGAAAGAAAUUUGAUUGAAAGUUGAUGCUUGUCUUGUUUUGUACAUCUGGAAUGUACAUAUGUCAACACGCAAAAUAAGUUUUAUGUUUUACCUUUUUUGCAUAUUUUCUAAUAAAUGUAAUAUUCACAAAGGACAAAAA